This is a messenger RNA of Puccinia triticina, 381 nucleotides long. RefSeq lists its product as uncharacterized. The coding region runs from base 1 to 381 and encodes 126 amino acids. The record is from RefSeq and is a predicted model, not a curated record. NCBI's taxonomy places the organism in Eukaryota, Fungi, Basidiomycota, Pucciniomycetes, Pucciniales, Pucciniaceae. The transcript has 3 exons.
AUGGCAUCAAUUCGCUUCAUUACCCUUAUUCUUGCUUUGUCCUUUGCAUCAAAUGUCUGGACCUUCCAAUGCAAUAAUGCGAAUGGGAAAACCAAUGGGGUUUGUGUAUCUCGCAAUGGGAAUGGGGCACCUACCGCCGCUCAAAACAAUGAGGGAAAUUUGACGUGUAACAACCAGGCCGAUCAAACUUUCUGUUGCGCCAAGCAAGCGAAUCAAAUAACCCGGCAAAAUCUCAACAACGAGUGUACGCCAAGUGAGCAAGCAGGCGGGCAGCAACAAGGAGGUACUGGGACAGGAGGAGGCAAACCCAAACCCAAGAGACGCCCCACCUCAGCCAGAGCGGAACAGCGUGAGCAAACAAGGAGACCACGGCCUAAUUGA